Messenger RNA from Lingula anatina, 6579 nucleotides. RefSeq names its product meiosis regulator and mRNA stability factor 1. Gene Ontology annotation, molecular function: RNA binding; RNA nuclease activity; CCR4-NOT complex binding. Gene Ontology annotation, biological process: regulation of gene expression. The record is from RefSeq and is a predicted model, not a curated record. Gene Ontology annotation, cellular component: cytoplasm; peroxisome. Lineage: Eukaryota; Metazoa; Brachiopoda; Lingulata; Lingulida; Lingulidae.
UGUUCGGCUUUAUCAACAAUCAUGAACGUGAAGUUUUGAAUGUCGACGCUUUCUUUCCCCCUUCUCUCCUUCCUUCGUUGCUGGAACGCAGAAAAAAGCGGAAUGAUGUAGCUUCACCGUCGGAGGAGGAGGUCAGGAGGAGGAUGAGGAAAGGAAAAAAGAAAAGAAACUGAAAGUGCCCUGAGUAGUUUAGCUCUUCAACUCUGUAGUUCCUUCGCUUUUCCUUCUAAUCGCUAAGUGAAUGAUAAAUAAUGACAACAUAUGCUGAAGCAGUUAAAAACCAAGGGGUGUUGCCCCCGAUUGGAGUGUUUUGGGACAUAGAAAACUGCUGUGUCCCUAGAUCCAAAUCUGCAUUGGCAGUGGCCCAGUGCAUACGGGAGAAGUUCUUUGUUGGGCACAAGGAGGCCGAGUUCAUGGUGGUGUGUGAUGCUAGCAAGGAAAACCCUGUGAUUAUAGAGGAAUUGCAUAAUGCCCAGGUAACAGUUGUCCAUGUCAGAUCCUCAUCUAAAAAUGCUGCAGAUGACAAACUUCGCCAGAAACUCCGACGCUUUGGCAGCACUCACUCUCCCCCUGCUACUGUAGUGCUUAUUUCAAGUGACAUUAACUUUGCUGAAGAGUUGAGGUAUUUGCGACACAACUGUGCUUUUCAUGUGGUUUUGGUCCACAGCAGACAAGUUUCCAAUGGACUCCUUGCUUUUGCACAUGAACACUGUUGUUUUGAUGAUCUGGUAGCAAAUGUAUCUUCACGAUUCGAACUACUUGAAUCCAAGAGAGAACGGGAAUCAUUAUCAAAAAGCUCAAAUUAUGCUGAAAGUCCAACUUUCUCUGAUGCUGGAUCAACUGAGACAGCCAAUUCUAAGAAUGAGCUUGUUGUUACUAAUUUACCCUUGAACAAGGAGACACAUUAUCUUCGCCGGAAGUUGAGAUUUCUCUCUGAUAACUGCGGUGGAAAAGUGAAGAAUAUUUCUCAUGGAUCUGCUUUAAUCCGCUUUGCUAAUGCAAAUGAUGCUGCCAGAGCUUAUACGCGCAUGCAGGGUGAAAGUAUAUAUGGCUCGAAAAUAGAGGUGAAUUUUGCUUCUAACUCCAACAGAACAGUCACUGAAAUCUUGAGAAGAAGGAUGAAAGCUUCAUGCGUACAAGAGCCUCCUCGCUUACCUCGACCUAUUCGUGCCAAAAAAGAGUCCCCCUGUCGCAGCAGAACUGCGGAUAAAGUCUCUGACAGUGCAGAUGGCAGCAGCACAGAAACCGAGCAAGUUGCAGCCAGGCAGAGUUACUACAGACCUUCAGAGAGGACAGAACAAGUGCAUGAUAAUGAUGAUAACCCAGGGAACCCACAAAAACCCAACACAAAGACCUUCUUGGUACUUCAGCAGCAGCUAUUUCAGGAUGAGCAGCAGUAUAAACUGAACAAAGAGAAAGAUGGCACCAGUGUCCAAGAGAUGCCAUUUCUGAGACCACAGGAAGUUCCACGUCCAGCAUCGGCUCCAACACUUGGUGAUAUGACCUUCCAUGGCUCUGGGUAUGUGAAGAGGAGUCCAUCACCGAUGAUGAUGAUGAAUCGUCAGAAUAGUGACAGCUAUGUGCAGUCUUAUCGGGUUGCCCCUCGACCUAUCCUUUCAGCUUCUUACGAUGGUGGCAGUCAGACCUCUCUGUGUUCAUUAGGGGAGCCAUUUGUUGAGCUUUUGGUUUCCAACUUGGAUUACAACAUCAGUGCUAGGGAAUGGAAGAAAAUAUUGUGGAGUACAUUUGCACAACAGAUUACUGUCUUGGGGGUCCACAUCCAGACCCAGAUGGACAACAACAAUGUUGGCUUGAUAAGAGUUCCCUCCCUGGACGAAGCCCGCUAUGCCAUCUCUAUAUUUCACAGAAAGAAGAUUGGAUAUAAAAGGAUCCAUGUGACUGUGAGAGAGAACGACAGCAGAGUGGCAUCUACAAUCAAGUCAGAAAUCAUUGCUUUACUGAAAGAAGUUCCUGGUCAAGCGUUGCCUUUGUUCAAGUUUGUGGAAGUGUUUGAAAAGCGGUACCACCGUGCCAUCAGUGUGUCUGAGCUGUUCAAGUUGAAGGAUGUGGUGGAGAUCCAGGACCAGGAUGGGCCAGGAAGGAGGGUGAAACUGUUGCCAGGCUUGCUGCACAGCCCCACACUGCAGGACCCUGAGGAUGCUGAGGUUCAAGAGAUUUUCGAAGUGCCAGUGUGUGAGAUUCACUGUGGCAAUCAGAACUACGUAGACAUGCUGGAUGCUGUGGUGCUGCCCAAUGUGGUGCUGUCUCUCAGGAGUUUUGCACCACAUGUUCACACUUUGUUACAGACUCACAAUGGAAGUCUGCCCCUCAUCAGCUUUCCCCAGUGCUAUGAGACAGAGUUUGGCCCCCUCCCCAUGCUGGAGCAGGACGGGGUGCCCCUGGAGCACCUGAUAAGCUGUGUCCCCGGGGUGCAGAUCAAGCUGUCCAAGUCUGGUAUCAAGAAAGUUCACUGGGCCGAGAAUAAGUCGGCCUGUGAUGCUGAUGAUGACCGUCCGUGUCCAUCCCUGGUGAUGGGUCAGCAGUUGAACCAGUUUAGUCGUGAAGUAGUGGACCUCCUGAAGAUGAGCCCCCACUCACAGAUUCCCUUCAUGAAGUUCAUCCCAGCCUACCACCACCACUUUGGCCGCCAGUGCAGGGUGGCGGACUAUGGCUAUACCAAGCUGAUGGAGUUAUUUGAGGCUGUGCCACAUGUGCUGCAGGUGAUGGGCUUUGGUCAGCGCGUGGUGUUGACGCUGACCCAUCGUGUCCAGGUGAGGCGGUUCACGGCUGACCUCCUCAGGGUUCUGAAAGCACAGCCGACCAAGUCCAUUCCUGUGCAUGAAUUUGCAGAUGCAUAUUCUAAAUAUGUCCUGAAGCCAUUUGAUAUUGUUGACUAUGGUGUGUGCUUCCUGGAGGACAUGCUGGUGGAACUGCCAGAAACUACAGUCACUGUAUGUGGCCUUGGUGAAGAAAUGAUCAUCACUAUUCCAAGAAGAGACCAAACUGAGGAGGAGAUGGAGCGGACCAGGCAGUUUGCCCUGGAGGUUGUUGACCUCCUGAAGCACAGCCCCCAGUGUGACAUGCCCUUCAACAAAUUCAUCCCGGCCUACCACCAUCACUUUGGCAAACAGUGCAAGGUCUCCGACUAUGGAUUUACCAAACUUUUGGAACUCUUUGAGGCCAUUCCAGACACAGUAGAGAUUGUUGAAGAACCAGGAGAUGACAAAAUCAUUCGACUGACAGAGAAGGAACUGUUAAAGGUGCUAUCACAGCAGAUGGUGGAGAUGCUUAGGUCGGAGCACAGUCAGUGCAUCCCUCUGGCACAGCUGGGGUCAAAGUUCAUGAGUUGCCAUGGACACGCACUCCGACUUGAAGACUACAAGGUGGAGUCAUCUACCGAGUUGCUAGGGAAACUGAAACACAUUGUCAAAGUGGAGAUGAAUGAUGGAAUAGAGUGGGUCACCUUGGCCAACAGAGCCCCCAUGUCCCAGCAAGCCUACCGUGUCCUCCUGCUGUUAAUGGACCACAACAGAGGCACCAUGACCUGCAGUGAUCUCUGGGAUACAUACAAGACCACCUUCAAUACAAGUCUCAAUGUGGAUACUGCAUUGAAGGAGCUCAAGUAUUACAUUGAGGUAACAGGGGAAGGCAACAGACGGGUAGUGAAGCUUCAGCCGCUACAGAUGUUUGCUCGUGAGGUUCGUCUGCUUCUACGUAGCAACCAAGGCAAGAUAGGACUGCAGCAGUUUGAAUCUGCCUACGAGGGCCAGUUCAUGGUCCAGCUGAAACCAGUGCGCUAUGGCUUUGCCAGUUUGAUGGCUCUCCUCCAAGCCAUACCUCAUGUUGCUACCAUCCGUGGAAAAGGAUAUAGAAAGACAGUGCUGUUGUCCCAGGACUUUAUUGGCAAGUUGUCCCAGUAUAUCCCACCCUCUCAGAUUCAAGGUUUAGAUGGCAGCACUGCAGGGAGGUCUAACCAAGAUGGGAAGUCUGCAAGUCCUUCCUAUGACUCUGGAAUCACAGAUGAUGAGGAUAAAGACCUAAUGCAUCUAGCAGUCAGCAGGGGGACUAGUCCUGUUGACUUUCUGGCUGACCCUGUGCCAUCCUCUGUUCCAUCUCCUGACUUAAAACCCAGCAGCACUUCACUGGAUGAAAAGGAUCUCAUAGUUCUUGAUGGUGCAAUAAAAUCCUACAGUAUGCAAAAGCCCCAGAAUUUGUUAGAAGGAGUGUUGGGCAGUCUGACAGCUGACGAGAAGAAGGGGCAGAAGACGCCACUUUGUCAAACCCCAGUCUCCAGCAUGCUACAGUUUGCAGCCCAGUAUUUGCCCUCCUCCCUCCCAAAGCCCUUGCCAGUGAUACCACACCAGUCUGGUUCUUCUAUGCCUCCUGGGCAGAUCAUACAUAGAUGGCAACAUUGGCAAGACAGGACACACCCACACCAACAGGAAAUGCAGCAGCAGCAGUUGCAGCAAAAUGAACAGCAACAGGAAGCAGAGAUGAUAAAGCAUCAGCACCAGUUGGAGCAGGCACUACACAUACAGCAACUGGCAUUGCAGCAGAUGCUGAAAACACCACAAAAAGAGAAACAGCAACAGGAAAAAACAAAGUCUUCAGCUGCCUCUCUUUCAGCAAACAGUACUGCUGAACCAGCAAGAGAGAUGGUUGCUCAAGGCACUCCCAGCAGGAAUGCCCCUUCAGCAGUUGCCAGCCCUAACAGCAAGAGUGGCAGUGGGGGUUCCGAGCACAGUGCCAGUCCUUCCUCCAAUAGAGGGACACCCAAGAAGUGCCGAAUAGCUGCUAGAUUUAAUACACCUAUCAAACCACCGAGGGAAGCUUAGAUAAAAAGGACUAUUUGCUGUGUAGACAGUUAAUAUGCUCUCAUAUUCUGUAUUAGUAAAAUUUGUCAUUGACUGUUAUCACUUUUUGAUAUGAAUGAGGCAAUGAAUUAUAGUAGAAGUUGUAAUUCUAUGAGGAUCAAAUUUGACGUCCUUUUCAGUGAUGACUUUCUUCCUGCUGUAGAUUGAUCUUUUCUUAAGAUGGGAUUCAUUUGCUUGUGAUUGAUUACCACUUGGUAGUCAAAUUAUUUAGGCUUUCAUACAAUAUAUAGUAUGAAUAUGAAAUCAUUUACCAAUAUCCAAAAUUAAUUUGGAAAUGAUAACUUUAUUAUAGUGUUUGCAAUUAUAAUGCAAUUUUAUUUAUCCUAAGUUUAAAUUUUAAUAUUAGUUAGAUUUUGUAUAUUUGCUACACAGCUCUGUAAGAACUUCUUUUUGUAGUUUCUGGAUUUUUUAUUUGGUUGUGGGAUAAUUCAGAGUUUGGAACUGGUAUAAUAGAGAAUUAUUUAACUGAAUAUAGCACUCUACUAAAUAUAUAUUGAAAAGCUUUCUUUUUAGUGUCUAUAUCUAUAUAUAUAAACAUGUACGAGUCAAGUGCCAGUAGGUGUCACCCCUAGUCAGGAAAUGCUGAAGUUAAAGUAAAUAUGACAUGCUAUGAUUUGGUGAAAUAUUUACCAUAUAUCUGUUGAUAUGUUGUACUUUGGUGUGAAUUAUACUUAAUACUGAUAAAGCAAAAGUGUAUUUCAUGGGUAUAUCUUUUUUUUUUUUUUAUUUCAGUCAAUUUAUAGUUAUUAUAUACUUCCUUAGUUUUGUGGUAUGAGUCAGAUUCUGACAGUGCAGGUUCCAAGUUCAUGGUGGUUGUCUUUCCUGUACACACAGGAAUUUCACUGCUGGCAAAUGUUUAGUAUGUGCAAGAAAUCCAUAAUUACUGAUUGCAUCAUGAGUAUCCCCCACCAUCAUUAUUGGUAUAAGUGUCCAAUAAAUGAGACUUGGGGAGAAAACAUGAGAACAAAUGAUGUUGGAAAUGCCAGUUUUAAAUCCUUUACAAAUGUAAAGAAGAGAGCAAGGAAGCUAUCACCAAGGCAAGCUGCUUAAGACUGAAAGCUGAAAAAAAAAGAAUGUCAUAAGAAACUGAUGUUCCAUGCCUCCCAACAUGGAUAAUCAAUACAUCCAUGGGAGGUUACCUAUUUUUCAGUUUUCUAGCCUUCUUAGCAACUUUGCAAGACUUGCUUGGGAGAUGUCCCACAUAAGUUGUGAAAAAAAGUCAACCUUGGAAGCACUGUAUGAAAGAAUGCGUUUUAAAGACUGAUAUCAGUAUUGUAUGGGUUCCAAUGGCAUUAAUGUUCUAAAGAAAAUACAUAGACCAUCUAUGUAGUAUGAAUAUUAUGCCAUGUACAUGUUAAUUGAUGUGAGCUGUUAUUAUUUCAGGAAAGGCUGUCAGUUUCCAGAGAUCUAAGUUGCCUUUACAUUUAGAGCAAGUUUUGACAAGAGAGUGGAAUUAAGGUGCAGCUUUGAUUAUAAAUUCCUUUUUUCACAUUUGACUCUAUAUUCCAUUUGUUUAUAUUAGCUAUAUGGCAUACAAUUAACAGAUGUAUGUGUUCUGAGAAUACAAAUGUUCAAACAAUAUUGUCAAAGGCAAAAGUGGCUUUGAAUUCUGGAUAUUUCAAUUAAUUUAGUGUUAUAUAUCGAAAUUUCGAUUAAUGUUGCUUCCAUGCACAGUAUAAAUGAAAUAAACUUGUUGCUGAAUCAA